AUGUUAGAAAAUACUAAUGAAGAUUAUAACACAAGAGACCGUAAAUUAGUUCUGGGAAGAAAAGGAUCAAACGCGAAACUCGAUGAUAAACGUCGAACAUCGUUAUUGCCAAAAGAUAAUUAUUCAGUUUCUAUAAGCAAACAAAAUAUUUCACCAAGUCAUACAAAUAUAAGCUCAAGAAGACAACCUUUAAAAAAUAAUUCAAACUUGUCAGAAAAAACCGAACAUUCUUAUAAUAAUGAUAGUAUAAAUUAUGAUACUAAUAAUGAUAAUCAGAUCUACUCAAAGACACAAGAUGAUGAUAAAAACAUAUCAAAUGAACAUGCAUAUCGUGAUUUUAGACGUGAUAGUAAUGAUAUUAAUCAUAUCGUAACACCAGUUAGUUCUGAUUUCAAAACAAUUUCAAAAGACCAAGAACCAUUGCAUGAAAUUUCAAAUAGCGAGCUCACAAAUAAUACAAAUUAUUACMAAGGUCAUGUUGAUGAUGAGAACAUAAAAGAACACCCAACUCAUGAGUAUGAGACACAACUGGAACAUGUUCCUAGCGACGAACACWUUUAUACAAACGAGGUCGUUGAUGGUAACAAAGAAGUCUUAAAAAACAACAACAAUGAACCCAUUCAACAAAACGAAUUCGAUGACAAAAACAAUGUACACGAUGAGUAUUAUUAUCAAAGUCAUACAGAUGACAAAAAUGAAAAUUUAACAGAAAACCAAUAUGAAAAUCCCGAUUCCCAAGUUAAAGAUGUCGAAAGACAGCACGCUAAUGAUGAUUAUUAUUAUCAAGAUUACUCAAAUGUUGACCACCAAGAACAACCAGAAAAUCAAUAUUCCAAACCUGGUGUAGAAGGAGAAUAUACAGGUGAGCACGAAGAGCAUGACGAUUAUUACUAUAAAAAUCAUGCUAGAGAUGACAUAAAAGAACAACAAGAAGGUCAACAAUAUGCAGUAGACCCAAAUUAUCAGGAAAAUUACGUAAAUCAGCCACCGGCUCAAAAUGACUAUUAUUAUCAAAACUUUUCUAAUGUUGACCCAAAAGCACAAUCAGAAAAUCAAUACACUGAAUCUGAUCACCAAGGAGAAUACGUAACUGAGAAAAAUAUGGUCCAUGACGAUUAUUAUUAYCAAAAUCAUCCACAGGAAGGAACGAACGAAAAUCAAAUCGAUCAGAACUAUCAGGAGCAUCAAGGAAAUUAUGUUAAUGGAGAGCAAGACAAUUAUUACUACGAGAACAAUUCUAAUGUUAACACAGAAAGACAUCCAGAAGACCAAUAUAAUGAAAAUUCCCAACAAGAAACAUACACAGGUGAUCAGCACACAAAUGACGGUUAUUAUUAUCAAGAAGGCAAUACAAAUUACGACGAAAAUGUCCCAAAAGAAGAGUAUGAUGGUUAUGUUGAUAACAAUCACGACGCUAAUGCAGCUUAUUAUCCAGAUUCAAAUGUCGGCAAUUAUGACCAACAACAACAUGAUUAUGAAAGCAAUAGUUAUCCAACACAAAACGCAGAAUAUGUAGAACAAUAUGAACAAAUUUCUAACAAUGAAAAUAAUGUUUAUUCCGAAAACAUCGAUGAAAGUCAACMAACGAGUCAAAUCAACAGCGAACAAAAAUAA
Molecule: messenger RNA, 1614 nt
Organism: Diuraphis noxia (Russian wheat aphid)
Lineage: Eukaryota; Metazoa; Arthropoda; Insecta; Hemiptera; Aphididae
Source: RefSeq, a predicted model, not a curated record